AUGCCACCAGUGGCUGGGAGACAAGGCUGGGAAUGGAAGUCCUACAGCCCCGUGGUGGGCAGGGCGCUGGGGGGGGGUCAGGCUGGGGCCCUGCUGAGGCUCACUUCUCCGACACAGGCUGGAGCCUCAGCCCAAGCAGCUGGCGGGGGGCCCGGGGCCGGAAGGUGCCCCCAGCCACUGCCACCGCCACCGUCAGAGGAGGAACGCAGGGAGGGGCUUGUGGAGCUGCACGCGUCCUUCAGGGAGCUGGUCACCUUCUUCUGCACCAACGCCACCAUCCACGGCACCAUCCGCCUCGUCUGCUCCAGCCAGAACCGCCUCAAGACUGCGACCUGGGCACUGCUGCUCGCGGGCGCUCUGGGUGUGCUCUACUGGCAGUUCGGGCUCCUCUUCCAGCAGUACUGGCGCUACCCAGUGGUCAUGGCGGUGUCAGUGCACUCGGAGCGAAAGCUCUUCCCAUCGGUCACCCUGUGUGACAUGAACCCACAUAGACCGCGGCCGGCCCGCCGCCAUCUGCGGGCGCUGGACGACUUUGCCCGGGAGAACAUCUACUCCCUUUAUGGGUUCAACUUCAGCGAGAGCGAGGAGGACCCCGGGGCCGAGGCCCCGGGCUUCGAGCCUGCCUUCCAGCUGGACCGCGGGAUCCGCCUGCAGAGGCUGAGCCCCCUCGGCGGCCAGAACAGGGUGGGCUUCCGACUGUGUAACCGCACCGGCGGCGACUGCGUGCACCGAGCCUACUCCUCCGGCGUGACGGCCGCGCAGGAGUGGUACCGCUUCCACUACGUGAACAUCCUGGCCCUGCUGCCCAACGCCCCCGAGGACAGCCACCGCAGCCACGGCGGUCACUUGGUCUCCUCCUGCCGCUACGACGGCCAGGACUGCCAGGCCGGGCACUUCCAGACGUCCCACCACCCCACCUACGGCAGCUGCUACACCUUCCACGGUAUCUGGGCCGCGCAGCACCCAGGCAUCACCCACGGGAUCAGCCUGGUCCUCAGGGCUGAGCUGCAGGACCACCUCCCUCUACUGUUCACGGAGGCCGGGAUCAAGGUGCUGAUCCACAGGCAUGACCAGACACCCUUCCUGGAGCACCAGGGCUUCAGUAUCCGGCCGGGGACAGAGACCACCAUUGGCAUCCGAGAGGACGAGGUGCACCGGCUUGGGAGCCCCUAUGGGCACUGCACCCACAGCGCAGGCAGCGUGGACGUGCGUCUGCUGUACGAGGCCUCCUACACCAAGCAGGCCUGCCUGGUCUCCUGCUUCCAACAGCUGAUGGUGGACACCUGCUCCUGCGGCUACUACCUCUACCCCCUGCCGGCAGGGGCUGAGUACUGCAGCUACACGCGGCACCCGGCCUGGGGCCACUGCUUCUACCGCCUCUAUCAGGACCUGGAGACCCACCGGCUUCCCUGCGCCUCUCGCUGCCCCAGGCCUUGCAGGGAGUCCUCCUACAAGCUCACUGCCGGGGUCUCCAGGUGGCCUUCCUCCAAGUCAGCCGACUGGAUCCCGGCUGUGCUGGACAGGCCAGGUGGCCGCCGGAGCCCCAGCCCCAGGAGCAGACUUGCCAAGGUGAACAUCUUCUACCGGGAGCUCAACUACCGCACGGUGGACGAGAUGCCUGUUUACUCGGUGCCACAGCUGCUCUCGGCCAUGGGCAGCCUCUGGAGCCUGUGGUUCGGUUCCUCCGUCCUCUCUGUCCUGGAGGUGCUGGAGCUGCUGCUAGACGCCACGGCCCUCACCCUGCUGCUGUGCUGCCGCCAGCUCCACAGGGCUCGGGGCCAGCCGGGUGCAGCCCCAGGGGAGCCCACUCCAAGCGAGAGACCAACCUGUUGCCCGGCAGCUGCAGGCAUGACAUCAAAUGCCCAAGGGCCUAGCUGGCCCCGCUUCCCGUGACGCUGCUGGGGCCCCCGCAGAAACCUCACCUAGAGUUCAGCCAAGCUGAACUGGGGGCCCGCGAUGCCUGACACCUGAGCCGGGACGAAACGGGUCUGAUCCGGAGUGCCGUGGCUGCAGUGGGCUCUCCGGGCUGUCCCGGGUGGCCAGCCCCAGGGGACCUCCCCCGGCCAGCCAAGCCAAACCCAGGACACGGGAAGUAGCAGUUCAGGAGCCCGAGGGCAGGCAGGCACCUGGACCCCCAGCACAUCGGGGCCUCUCUUUAGCCCAGCCACCCUGCCCAGUGGCGGCCCCACAAGUCUCCAGGAGGCCCAGGGCAGGGAGGAAGUGCCUCCACCACACCGGGGUCCCACGCUCCAGGCGAUACAGAACAUCUGCCAUGAGUAUGAGUGCAUGUGCAUGCGCGCAGGGGGCAGGGAGGCCCCCACGUGGCAGUGUGUCUGUGUCUGGUGUCGGUGUCACACAUCUGUCUACACCUAUGUGCAAGUGUGCACAAGCAUCAGGCCAUGGGAGGAAGGGAAGAGCAGGGCUGGGCAUCCGGUGACCUUGGGCUGCUCUGCAAUAAAAUGUGUGAUUCCACCUCAUGCCGAGUGUGUCCCUGCUGCCCUCCCUCCCGAGGGAGCAGAACACGUCAGCCUGCGCCUCCACAUCCUUGGAUCCACUGCCGUGCUGUUGGGCCUGGGGGACAGGACGCAGGGCCAGGGUUUGCCCGGGGCACAGGGCCGGAUCCAGACCAUCCUUGCCAGUCGGUGUCCAUCCCAGAAAAGGGCAGAGGAGCCUGGGAGCGGGCGUUGGGGGUAUCAGGGGUUGUUUGUCUUUUUGUCUUUGUUUUUCUUUUU
Messenger RNA from Phacochoerus africanus (Common warthog), 2732 nucleotides. RefSeq names its product sodium channel epithelial 1 subunit delta (gene SCNN1D). The transcript has 12 exons. NCBI's taxonomy places the organism in Eukaryota, Metazoa, Chordata, Mammalia, Artiodactyla, Suidae. Gene Ontology annotation, cellular component: membrane. Bases 1 to 1893 code for a protein of 630 amino acids. Gene Ontology annotation, biological process: sodium ion transmembrane transport. The record is from RefSeq and is a predicted model, not a curated record. Gene Ontology annotation, molecular function: ligand-gated sodium channel activity.